GCAAGAACCUCCGUCAACAGGCACCGAUGGUGUACAUAGACAACCAUCACGCCGAUAUUCCACUCCACAUCUCCUCAUCGCUGCCGUCAUGUCUUUCGAUCAGUUAUCGUCGCUGGAGUCCCAGCCGACUAAUAUGCGACGGCGAGAUGACCCGCAUUACACCGAUGACCCGGAGUUCCAGCGAUUGUCGCAAGACCUCAUGUCCAAGCUGUUGUCAUUAGCAAGCAACGUUUCAAAGCUGUCGAAUCAAAUCGCUUUACUCGGCACGAAGAGAGAGACAGAGAGGGUGCGGGAGAGGGUGCAAAAUCUGCUAGAAGAGCUUAAAGACAGCUUCAAGGAGGUUGGGGAGGGCGUUAAGAAGAUACAAUCAUGGGAGGAUGUCAGCCCAUCGCAAAAGUAUACGCAGCAAAAGCUCGCCCGGGAGUUCCAGAACACCCUUACAACAUUUCAAGGUGUGCAGCGACAAGCUCUCGAGAAGCAGAGAACCUCGGCGUCAGCAGCCCGAACAGCAUUAGAUGAGGAGCCAGGGCAUGUGGCGGAAGACGGCGCUCAAUUUGGGCAACAGCUAUCGCAAGAACAACUGCGACUCGCUUCGCAGGAUGAGGUGGAUUUCCAAGAGUCCCUAAUCGUGGAGCGUGAAGCGGAGAUUCGAAAUAUCGAGCAGGGUGUUACAGAGUUGAAUGAGCUGUUCCGAGACGUCGCCCACAUCGUCAGCGAGCAAGGCGAGCAACUGGAUAUGAUAGACCAAAACGUCGAUAAUACAAGGACGGAUGCGAGGGGUGCUGAUCAGGAGUUGAGGAGCGCUUCGCGGCAUCAGAAGAACGCUCGGUCAAAGGCUUGCCUAUUGCUGCUGAUCUUGGCGAUAAUUCUGACUAUCGUGAUAUUGGCAGCUGUUCUGUGAUGAGUUAUUGAGCAGGUCGAGGUAAAUGUCUCAUGCGUGGGAGUUUAGGCGUCUCAACGGGAGAGGAUAGAUAGUCUUCAGUUAUUAAGGGUCCGUUCGAGCAGUUGAGCGCAUUGUUAAUAGCCGUGCUACUGAGAGACCAGGCUAUUCUAAUGUCCAUUAUGAUUUUCCAUUGUCUACAUCGCCAAUAUUAUAUUAUAUUAUAGAGUUAUGC
Molecule: messenger RNA, 1115 nt
Organism: Amorphotheca resinae ATCC 22711
Lineage: Eukaryota; Fungi; Ascomycota; Leotiomycetes; Helotiales; Amorphothecaceae
Exons: 2
Coding region: 89-901 (270 amino acids)
Biological process (GO): vesicle fusion; intracellular protein transport; Golgi to vacuole transport
Cellular component (GO): membrane; SNARE complex; endomembrane system
Molecular function (GO): SNAP receptor activity; SNARE binding
Source: RefSeq, a predicted model, not a curated record